This is a messenger RNA of Abrus precatorius (Indian licorice), 1406 nucleotides long. Its product is annotated as protein arginine N-methyltransferase 1.1. Gene Ontology annotation, cellular component: nucleus. Gene Ontology annotation, biological process: peptidyl-arginine methylation. Gene Ontology annotation, molecular function: protein-arginine N-methyltransferase activity. The transcript is spliced from 9 exons. The record is from RefSeq and is a predicted model, not a curated record. Bases 83 to 1219 code for a protein of 378 amino acids. NCBI's taxonomy places the organism in Eukaryota, Viridiplantae, Streptophyta, Magnoliopsida, Fabales, Fabaceae.
AUUAAUAGAAAUGUGUUGAAAGCAGGGAAAGAAGAAGCAUUGCUAAACCUUAAACCCUAAUUUUGAAAAUAGAAGAGGUUGAAUGGGUCGGCGAAAGAACAACAAUCAGAGCUCAACAAGCAAGGAGGAGGCUAACAUGAACAACCACCUUCGUUUUCAGGAUGCCGACGAUGUCGUCGACGAUGCUGCUGAGAGCUCCAACCUCGACCAAUCCAUGUGCGACAUCGACGAUUCCGAUGAUAAAACCAGCGCCGACUACUACUUCGAUUCCUACUCUCAUUUUGGAAUUCACGAAGAAAUGUUGAAGGACACUGUAAGAACUAAGACAUAUCAAAAUGUUAUUUAUCAGAAUAAAUUUUUAUUCAAGAAUAAAGUAGUUCUUGAUGUGGGUGCCGGGACUGGGAUUUUAUCCCUAUUUUGUGCUAAAGCAGGGGCUGAACAUGUCUAUGCAGUUGAGUGCUCUCAUAUGGCUGACAUGGCAAAGGAGAUUGUUGAAGCUAAUGGUUACUCUAAUGUUGUAACUGUUUUGAAGGGGAAGAUUGAAGAAAUUGAACUUCCAGUUGCUAAAGUUGAUAUAAUCAUUUCAGAAUGGAUGGGAUAUUUCUUGUUGUUUGAGAAUAUGUUAAAUUCUGUGCUCUAUGCACGUGACAAAUGGCUUGCUGAUGGUGGAGUUGUGCUACCAGAUAAAGCAUCCCUCUACCUCACUGCCAUUGAAGAUGCAGACUACAAAGAAGAUAAAAUUGAGUUUUGGAACAGUGUAUAUGGAUUUGACAUGAGCUGCAUCAAGAAGCAAGCCAUAAUGGAGCCUCUUGUUGACACAGUUGACCCAAAUCAAAUUUCCACAAACUGUCAGCUACUCAAGACUAUGGAUAUCUCAAAGAUGGCUCCUGGAGAUGCUUCAUUCACAGCACCUUUUAAGCUUGUAGCUGAACGCGACGAUUAUAUUCAUGCUCUUGUUGCAUAUUUUGAUGUUUCAUUUACAAAGUGUCAUAAAUUAAUGGGCUUCUCUACAGGGCCAAGGUCACGAGCUACGCAUUGGAAACAAACUGUGCUAUACUUGGAAGAUAUCUUGACCAUUUGUGAGGGAGAGACAAUUGUGGGAAGCAUGACUGUUGCUCCAAAUAAAAAAAAUCCACGGGAUGUUGAUAUAAUGCUCAAGUAUUCAUUGAAUGGCAGGCGAUGCAAUGCUUCAAGGGUUCAGUACUAUAAGAUGCGUUGAGUUUGGUUUAUUGAGUCAUGCUUUCCCAAUGGUCUCCAAAGUUGUGAAAUUUUGAUUAUAUUUGGUGCUUCUAUUUUUCAAUUUAGGCUGCAUUUUAAGUGCUGUAACUUGUUUUCUAUUCUAUAUGAAUUUUUUUUUCUCAUAAUUGCUUAAUUGUGUUCUCGAUGUAAUGAUAAAAUUUGAAAUU